Mycena citricolor is the source of this 361-nucleotide messenger RNA. The record is from the annotation of a GenBank genome assembly. NCBI's taxonomy places the organism in Eukaryota, Fungi, Basidiomycota, Agaricomycetes, Agaricales, Mycenaceae.
GUCACAGGCCGCAGUGGCGGUGCUACGCAUCUUAUCUCAUCUCUUCCCCACGCUACUUAUUCUACACAAAACGAGAGUGUCUAGAUGGGUAGAUGAGACGAUGGCUGACUGUGUGAGGUGUUUCGCGGGAUGUCAGCUUGCUCACAAGAAUGAUCUUCAGCCGAUGCUCAUAUCUGUCAGUCCCGUCAAUUGGACAUUACUGCUGUAUUCUCGGAAGCAAGUCAAUGUGUAAUGUUUCAAAUAAGAUCGGUAACCAGGAGUCCUGCAUCGCGAUCUGUUCUGCCACUGUGUCCCGUGUGUCCCGCGGAUUAUGAUGAGAGCGUCGGUCGGUUCGGGGUUUACCAAGCCAAAAUCGAUCAAG